Egretta garzetta (little egret) is the source of this 2053-nucleotide messenger RNA. It is a transcript of the gene ZNF622, whose product is annotated as zinc finger protein 622. NCBI's taxonomy places the organism in Eukaryota, Metazoa, Chordata, Aves, Pelecaniformes, Ardeidae. The transcript is spliced from 6 exons. Gene Ontology annotation, molecular function: nucleic acid binding; zinc ion binding. Gene Ontology annotation, cellular component: preribosome, large subunit precursor. The coding region runs from base 39 to 1451 and encodes 470 amino acids. The record is from RefSeq and is a predicted model, not a curated record. Gene Ontology annotation, biological process: ribosomal large subunit biogenesis.
UCCCGUGUCCGUCCCUGUCCCCCCCCAGCUUUCUAGUAAUGGCAACCUACACUUGCAUCACCUGCCGUGUGGCUUUCCAGGAUGCUGACAUUCAGCGCGCCCAUUACAAAACUGACUGGCAUAGGUACAACCUGAAGCGUAAGGUUGCUGACAUGCCUCCUGUCACUGCUGAGAAUUUCCAAGAGAGAGUCCUAGCCCAGAGAGCAGUAGCAGAGGAGCAGAACAAAAUCACUGCCACUUACUGCACAGUUUGCAGCAAGAGAUUCUCCACCUUCAAUGCCUAUGAGAAUCACUUGAAGUCCAAAAAGCACCUGGAGUUGGAGAAGAAAGCUGUUCAAGCUGUCAGCAAGAAGGUGAAAAUAUUAAAUGAAAAGAACCUGGAAAAGGGGCUGGCCCCAGAGAGUUUAAACAAGGAUGAGAUGAAUGCAGCUAUUCAGCAAGCCAUCAGGGCUCAGCCGUCUUCGUCUCCGAAGAAGACGCCUUUACCUCCGAGUAACGCAAGCGGCUCUCCGGUUUCUACGAGAAGCGCCACCUUAUCGCAGAGUAGAGAGCGAUCGGAGAAACCUCCACGGCUGCAGUGGUUUGAACAGCAAGCAAAGAAGCUGGCCAAACAGCAAGCAGAGGAAGAGGAGGAUAUGGAAGAAGACUGGGAAGAUAUGGAUUCUGAUGAAGACAUCGGCUCUGAAGAAGAGAUGGAAAGCGUGGGAGAAGAAGAGGAGGAGGAGCAGGCAGAAGCUGAAAGCACGCCUGCUGUUGGGGCUAUACCAGUCACAGACUGCUUGUUCUGUCCCCAUCAUUCAAGAUCUCUCACGAAAAAUGUGGCACAUAUGACAAAAGCUCACAGUUUCUUCAUUCCGGACAUAGAGUACCUUGUGGAUCUCAGAGGACUAAUCAAGUACCUGGGAGAGAAAGUUGGCGUUGGGAAAAUCUGCAUCUGGUGCAAUGAAAAAGGAAAAUCCUUCUACUCUACAGAAGCGGUACAGGCUCACAUGAAUGAUAAAAGCCACUGCAAACUCUUUACAGAUGGAGAUGCUGCCCUGGAAUUUGCAGACUUCUAUGAUUUUAGGAGCAGUUACCCCGAUCACAAGGAUGGGGAAGAUGUGGAGGUGCCUGGAGAGCGCCCAGCAGAGAGAGAGUUGGAUUAUGAUGAUGACACCAUGGAGCUGAUCCUUCCUUCAGGUGCGAGGGUGGGUCAUCGUUCUUUAAUGAGAUACUACAAGCAACGGUUUGGUCUGUCAAGAACAGUGGCUGUUGCGAAAAACAAGAAAGCAGUGGGUCGGGUGUUACAGCAGUACAGAGCUUUGGGCUGGACCAGUCAGACAGGGGCGGUCUUUGCUCAGCAGCGCGAUAUGCAGUACCUGCAGAGGAUGAAGUCAAAGUGGAUGCUCAAGACAGGAAUGAGUAACAAUGCUACAAAGCAGAUGCAUUUCCGGGUGCAAGUCAGAUUCUGAGUCCCCAAGAGAGCUGCAUGCAACUGGUUUUGGGAAGGGACUUUUAAUGGUUUCUGGGCCAAGGGUUCUGUUACUAAAACGGACUUGUACCUAUCGAAUGGGGCUGUGUAUGCUGGUGUGCCUUCCUGUCUGUGAGAAGAAGAGUGGGGAGCUUGUCCUUCUGGUGAAAUGAUGGUUGGCCUAACUUAAAAAAUAAAAUAUCUUGAAUGGAGUAUGUGGCAAAGUAGUCAUGGCUAUGAAUAAAGAUGCAUGUGGAGUCUUGCUGCCCAUCUUUGUGCAAUCCACUUCCGUGGGGCAGCUGACAUUGUCAUUUGUGUGAAUAUCUUCAGCUUCCAAUUCUGCAGCGUGGCUGAGGCCAAGUGAAGAUGUUAGAUCUAGUAGCCUGAGAUGGAGUGUUGUGAAGGUUUUCACUUAAGUCAGCUGGGUGGUUUGGACUUCUAGCUGGCACUACUGAGGUGAAAAGUUGAGAGCAGAGAUUCUGGGAGGGUUAAGUGAUGUUGUUAGAAGAAGUGCGCUGAUGGAAAACAUAACCCCAGAAUUAAUGUUGUCCUCAGUUGACUGUACGUGCUUAAUGCUGCAGCUCAGGGCUGGAUUAAUAAUGU